UUUUUUAUUUCUUUUUUUUUUUUUUUUUUUCUCUCUUUCUCCUUCUCUGUCCUCUCCAUCUCUGUUUUUCUCCAUGUGGUUUCUUAUUCAUAAAAAGUUAUGAACAGUGAAAGAAAUUGAAAAAGAAAGCUUUUAUUUCUUCUUUCUUUUUUAAUUUAUAUAUUUUUGAGUUUGAAUUGAACAGCUCUAUUGUCGGCAAUCUGUUGCAUAAUUCGAAGUAAUAUAGCGCCAUGUCAGUGCGUAGGCGUACCUUGCUGAAGGUGAUCGUUCUCGGCGAUAGCGGGGUUGGCAAGACGUCUUUGAUGAAUCAAUAUGUACAUAAGAAGUUCAGUCAGCAAUACAAAGCAACCAUUGGUGCUGAUUUUGUCACCAAAGAACUACAAAUUGAUGACAGGCUUGUCACCCUGCAAAUUUGGGACACAGCUGGGCAAGAAAGAUUUCAGAGUCUUGGAGUUGCAUUCUAUAGAGGGGCAGAUUGCUGUGUUCUAGUUUAUGAUGUUAAUGUGAUGCGAUCAUUUGAUGCUCUUGAAAAUUGGCAUGAGGAAUUUCUUAAGCAGGCAAACCCACCAGAUCCAAAGACAUUUCCAUUUAUAUUGCUUGGAAACAAGAUUGAUAUUGAUGGUGGAAAUAGUCGAGUGGUUUCUGAAAAGAAAGCAAAGGACUGGUGUGCUUCAAAAGGAAACAUCCCUUACUACGAGACAUCAGCAAAAGAAGAUUACAAUGUUGAUCCUGCAUUCUUGUGUAUUGCCAAAACUGCUCUAGCUAAUGAGCAUGAACAGGACAUAUACUUCCAAGGCAUCCCUGAGGCAGUUUCCGAAACUGAGCAAAGAGGCGGUUGUGCGUGCUGAAUUGGGACCAAUUAUUGCAGACUCUCCUUUAGUAUUCAUGGUGUCCUAGUUCAUUUCUUUGUUUCUUUUUGGUGGUCAGUGCAAUUCAAUUUUUUGUUUUUGAUUACUCAUUGUAUACCAAGGUUUCGAGAUGAGAUGUUCCUUGAUAGUUAAAUUGCCAUUUUAAAAAUGUAGUACAGUACCAUUUUUGGUAAAAGAUGAACUAUGAGUUGAAAAUUGUAGGAUCUAGUAUCAGAUUGAUCCUGGGAUGCUGUUACCUUGAUUUAAGUAUGGAUGCUUAGGAGUCUAAUUCCUGUAAUCAUCAAUCUUGAAAAAGUAUUAUUGGAAGUUCAA
Molecule: messenger RNA, 1181 nt
Organism: Jatropha curcas
Lineage: Eukaryota; Viridiplantae; Streptophyta; Magnoliopsida; Malpighiales; Euphorbiaceae
Product: ras-related protein Rab7
Cellular component (GO): vacuolar membrane
Molecular function (GO): GTPase activity; GTP binding
Source: RefSeq, a predicted model, not a curated record